Molecule: messenger RNA, 768 nt
Organism: Adineta ricciae
Lineage: Eukaryota; Metazoa; Rotifera; Eurotatoria; Adinetida; Adinetidae
Source: the annotation of a GenBank genome assembly
AUGAAACGUUCCUAUUCUUCGUUAACUUCUUCGUCCAAACGUUUGAAAACAAAAGCGAAUUCCCUUUCAAAUCUUCCAUCAUUGACAUCCCAGUCGCUCACAUAUUUUCUCGACGCUUCUAAAGAUGCUUUCAUCAAUCGCUUCCAUCUGCCACCUAUACUCUUCAAACAUCAACUCUAUGCUUUCAAGUCAAACAAUCGGACACUGAUCGAUCAACAAUUACAAGAUAUGUUCAAUCACAAUCAGAUACGUCUAUUUCACUCCGAUUUCGGUAUUAUGAUCAUGUUUACUAAAGAGUACCAUCUACUUGUCGAACGUCAAUUGACUGAACAUGCUUUCUCAUCAUCAUCUAUUGAAAAAUCUCGUCUGAAACAACGUUUCAUACACGAUCUCCUACCAAAAUGUAUUCGAUUAUCCAUUGACAAGACUCUUCUCGAAAACGAAUUUCAACUGAACUCAAACGACAUUCAAUUACUCAUCCAACUAGGUUUAUUACUACCAAAACAAGUCGACGAAUAUUGGUUUUCCAUUCCGAACAUAUCGCCGUUGAUCGUAUGCUUAGAGAAGAGUCGACGUUUUCUUCUGCAAAUGCUAGCAAGACGAACAUACAAAGAAAUUCCUUUGGAAGAAUUUCGAUUGCGUGAUGUGAAGAAAAAAUGCUUAUUGGGAUUCGAUUAUCACAUCUACGACUUGAUUGGAUCAAAUCUCGCACAUCUGAUCGAUACACCCACCGGCUUUAUUGUACGAUCAGGACCUGAAAAAAUUUGA